CUCACAGAUCUUUUCGAAGCGUUCGACCGGCGCCGGGGACGGUGUGUUCUCUUCGCCACCGCGCGGCGAUUUGUUCGAGCCAUGCUACGUUUGAGCUGGGCCCCAGCGCUGUGCGUGGCGGCCCUGCAGUUCUGGAGCUUGGCCUUGGCUCGAAAAGCGCCCAACAUGAUUUGGAUCAUGGCCGAUGAUCUGGGCUGGGGCGAGGUUGGCCUGUAUCCUGCGGAGUCUCCGCACGGACGCAUCGCCACGCCCAACCUGGACCAGUUCGGACGGGAAGGCGUGCGCUUCCAGCAGGCCUACGCGGGCUACACCGUCUGCGCGCCGAGCCGCACCACGUUCUUCACCGGGCGCCACAGCGGGCACUUCCGCGCGCUGCAGCUGAAUGGUGAGGAGUUGAAGCCUGAGCAGAACUUCACUCUUUUGCCACAGCUCUUCCAACGCGCGGGCUUCCGCACGGGGGCCUUUGGGAAGCUGGCGCCACUCGUGUCGCCGCUGAGACAAGGCUUCGACGUUUUCGUGGGGCAAGUGGAUCAGGCGCUUUGCCACAACAUGUACCCCAAGGAGAUUGACACUGGAGAUGGAACACUGAAUUUCAAGCUCUCCGGGAACAUUCAUUCCCCCAGCCCGACCAGGGAGCGUUGUAUGCAGAGUCCUGACUCUUACAAUUACACCAUCGAUGUCUUUCACAAGGAAGCGAUGUCUUGGAUGCGGCAAGUGGCCCAGACCUCGCAACCCUUCUUCUUGUACUUGAGUUACACUGUGCCACAUGCUGGUGGCUGGGGUGACGCGCCUGCCUCGCCAGAACAAGGAAAUCCGGUGCCCACAGACAUGGGCUACGGACAUCAGCCGUGGCCGGAGGUUGAGAAAGAUCACGCAGCAGUCAUUAGCUAUCUGGAUGACAAGGUGGGCGAUGUCAUGAAGCAGCUGAAAGCAUUAAAGAUUGAUGAGAAGACCAUGGUCUUCUUUGCCUCAGACAAUGGUGCACAUUUGGAGGGAGGUCAUCAAAUCGCCUUCUUCAACUCUACUGGAGGUCUGUCAGGGCACAAGAGGAGCAUGUACGAGGGCGGUGUCCGCUCUCCAACCAUGGUCCGCUGGCCGCAGCAGAUCCGUCCGCGAACCUCGCAGUUUGCGUGGGCCUUCUGGGACAUGGUGCCGACCGUUGCUGAGCUGCUGGGUGUCACUGCGCCCGAGAACGAUGGCAUCAGCAUACUGCCAGAGCUCUACGGACAAGAGCAACAGGAGCAUGACUAUUUGUUCUUCACCUGGAUCGGCGAGGGAAGGUCUGGCGGUCUGGGUCCCGCGAACGGCGACGGUGCCCGAAACGGGCCUGGUUACACGGUGCGAAAGGGCGUCUGGAAAGGCUUGGUGCCCCACUGCCACGACACGAAGAACUGGAGGCCCAGCUGGGCUGAUGAGAUGAAGCUCUUUGAUUUGGAGAGCGAUCCGACUGAGCAGAGGGACUGGGCCAAAGCAAGGCCUGAGCUGGUGGAUGAGCUGAAGCGCCUCGUGAUGGCUGAGGGCUUGAGCUGUAUGUGCUAUCAGUGUGGCUUCUCUGAUGACGUCAUGUCAAGUGUGAUCAUCUAGUAGAGCCCGUUGCAGCCCAAGAAGCCUCGACUGUGACCCCGACCAAGUGCCUUGUGCCGCGUCCCCAAAAGGUGGGCGGAGACUGGUCGGGCUGGAGGGCAAACCACAUGGCUGGAUGUCAGGUUCACUCAUGUGAACCCCAUGGCUGGAUGCCAACCUCCCCAGGGCUCCUCUCCUUCUGGGAAGAGCGCCGCUUUUCACCGCUUUUUUCCUUAGCGG
Messenger RNA from Durusdinium trenchii, 1803 nucleotides. NCBI's taxonomy places the organism in Eukaryota, Dinophyceae, Suessiales, Symbiodiniaceae. The record is from the annotation of a GenBank genome assembly.